Molecule: messenger RNA, 681 nt
Organism: Gilbertella persicaria
Lineage: Eukaryota; Fungi; Mucoromycota; Mucoromycetes; Mucorales; Choanephoraceae
Product: endoplasmic reticulum protein
Exons: 7
Coding region: 42-677 (211 amino acids)
Biological process (GO): endoplasmic reticulum to Golgi vesicle-mediated transport; intracellular protein transport
Cellular component (GO): endoplasmic reticulum; endoplasmic reticulum membrane
Source: RefSeq, a predicted model, not a curated record
UUCUUUUUUUCUCUUUUCUCUUUUUUUUCUCUCGAAACAAUAUGGCAAUUUAUUACGUUCUUACAUUCGGUAUUUUGGUCACUGAAAUGAUCUUAUUUGGCCUUUUAGUGCUUCCUUUACCUUCCCGUUGGCGUCACCUUUCACUUAAAUUUAUCUCAACUUCGCCUGCUAUGGCCAAGGCUAUGUACGUCUUAAAGAUUGUAUUUGGAUUUAUUUUCAUCCUUUUUAUUGAUACCAUCAAUCGUCUUCAACGUAUUGAGUCUGAGGUGGAAGGAGAACAACACCACCAUGAUUAUUCUUAUGAGACCAGCAUUAAAGCUAAAAGAUUUUAUGCUCAGCGUAACCUUUACUUGACUGGCUUUACCUUAUUUUUAUCCUUGAUCUUGGAAAGAACAAGUGCUCUUGUCUUGGAAUUAUUACAACGUGAAGAAGAUUUGAAAAAGGCCAAGACCGAAACAACUGAAAUUACUAAAGGUCAACAACGUUUGAUUAACAUGGAAGACGACUACAAGAAACAGAUUGAUGUAUUGCAGGUUCAAAUCAAGGAAUUGAAGCGACAAAAAUUAGACUAUGAAACUCUGAAGAAACAAGCAGAUCAACAACAGAAAGAAUAUUCCAGAUUGGCUGAUGAACACAACCAACUUAGUCAAUCCAACGAAGCUAAAAAAGACAAAUAGUUUC